AUGCAUUUUGCGACCGCCCCAAGUGCCGUUUGUCUAAUGACAGCCCUGAGGCUUGUGUCAGCUGUCGAUCUGCCUCUCAACACUCCACUUUCCUGGGAUGAAGCAUCAGAGAAGGCCAAGAGCUUUGUGUCUCAACUCACUAUGUCGGAGAAGAUUGGCCUUGUAACCGGGAGUUAUGGUCGCGCCCCAUUUCUACCUUGUGUAGGCGCCCUCGCACCAGUCGAACGGCUUAAUUACACCGGUCUAUGCAUGUCAGAUGGCCCGAAUGGUGUCAACAGAGCGGACGGCGUAAGUGUGUUUGCGUCUGGGAUCACAGUGGCGGCGACGUGGGAUAGACGUCUCAUGUAUGAACGAGGCGUGGCUCUCGGGGAAGAGUUCAGAAUGAAAGGUGUUCACGUUCUGUUAGGACCCAGUACUGGACCUAUGGGCCGCCACCCUCGAGGUGGUCGCGGUUGGGAAGGCUUUGGCCCGGAUCCAUAUCUUUCUGGUAUAGCUAUGAAUGAGUCCGUUACUGGUAUAGAAGCAACUGGUGUUCAGACAAGCUCAAAACAUUACAUUGGGAACGAGCAAGAAACACAGCGCAACCCGAGUACCAAGGACGACGGAACCGUUAUUGAAGCGAUCUCUGCCAACAUCGACGACCGGACACUCCAUGAGCUCUACCUCUGGCCAUUCGCCAAUGCUGUCCGGGCUGGGACAGCAUCAGUCAUGUGCGCCUAUAGUCGCCUCAACCAGACAUACUCCUGUGCGAACUCAGAAAGUCUAAGGACAAUUCUCAAAGAUGAAUUAGCUUUCCCUGGAUAUGUAGUCUCUGAUUUUGGCGGCACGCAUUCCACAGUGGAAUAUGCGGAAGGAGGCCUAGACAUGGAAAUGCCCGGAAACAUCACUGCAAGUGGUUUCACAUGCUACUUUGGCGACAAGCUCCUUGAGGCAGUUCAGGCCGACAAAGUAUCAGAAGAUCGCCUCGAAGACAUGGCAAGAAGAGUCAUGACGCCCUAUUUCCGACUUCAUCAAGACAAGGACUUUCCGAUGAUAGAUCCUGCGACUGGGCCCACACUUCUUAUUACGCAGCUUGGGCAUGGAUCUUCAGCGGCGGGGCUGUUCACUGAGGUCCCAGCACUAGACGUUCGCGCCGAUCAUGCGCGCGGCAUUCGCGAGCUGGGCGCAGCCGGCACAGUGUUGCUGAAAAAUGUCAAUGGGACACUGCCGUUGACAAACGAAACCAGCUUCGCUCUCUUUGGGAACGGUCUCCCAGAUCCAACCAUUGGAUCGACAUUCACGCCGGCACGUUCCGAGGACUUUCCAGAGGGUUACGAAACAGGCACCCUUGACAUUGGUGGCGGAUCUGGCACUGUGCGACACACAAGUCUUAUAAGCCCACUCGAAGCCAUACGGACCAAAGUGAAAGCUCUCGGUGGCCGAGUGCAAUUGCUGCUCGACAACAAUGAGAUUGCGGCGGGGCGGUUUACGACCAUCUAUCCAACACCCCAAGUCUGCUUGUUAUUCUUGAAGGCCUGGGCAACGGAAGGCGCCGAUAGACCGGAUCUGGAUCUCCAGUGGAAUGCUACCAUGGCUGUUGAAAGCACAGCAGCACUAUGCCCAAACACUAUCGUGGUGACACAUGGUCCGGGCGUAGUCUUGAUGCCAUGGGCGGAUAACGAGAAUGUGACGGCCAUCUUAGCUGCACACUAUCCAGGCGAAGAGAUUGGAAAUUCAAUCACUGACGUCCUUUGGGGAACCGUUGAGCCCUCCGGCCGGCUGCCCUACUCCAUUCCUAAGGACGAAGCAGAUGCAGGUCCUCCGAUUCUAGUUUUGCCCGAGAACAACACAGAUCCUAGUGCAUGGACGGAAGACUUUGUAGAGGGUCAGAUGAUUGAUUACCGGUACUUUGACGCAAACAAGGGCAAGGAACCCCUUUAUGAGUUCGGUUAUGGGCUUUCAUACACCGAGUUCGACAUGGCACCGGCCCUGAACGUUCAACUCACUGUUGAAUCGUUGGACCCUCAUGUUGACAAGUCCAUGGGUAUAGCGCCAGGAGGCAUGGUCGACCUGUGGACCAGUGUAGCUGUAGUGACAGUGAACGUCACUAAUACAGGUGACCGAGCAGGUUCCACUGUCCCGCAACUUUACGUAUCACUUCCCCAGGACACAACGCCCCCAGGCACACCUGUCAAGGUAUUGAGAGGAUUCAACAAACUAUAUCUUCGCAAAGGCGAAACGAAACAGGCGACGUUUGAGCUCAUGAGAAGGGACUUGAGCUACUGGGACGUUCAAGAGAAAGAGUGGGUUAUUCCGAGAGGAUCGAUUACUCUCUUAUCAGGAUUCAGCUCCAAGGACCUGCGAACAAACACAACCAUCGCAAUCUAAUAUCUCUUUCUACGAAGACAACAU
Molecule: messenger RNA, 2391 nt
Organism: Alternaria rosae
Lineage: Eukaryota; Fungi; Ascomycota; Dothideomycetes; Pleosporales; Pleosporaceae
Product: glycoside hydrolase superfamily
Exons: 3
Coding region: 1-2367 (788 amino acids)
Biological process (GO): glucan catabolic process
Molecular function (GO): beta-glucosidase activity
Source: RefSeq, a predicted model, not a curated record